This is a messenger RNA of Heteronotia binoei (common prickly gecko), 17765 nucleotides long. It is a transcript of the gene AHNAK, whose product is annotated as AHNAK nucleoprotein. Gene Ontology annotation, cellular component: costamere; nucleus; cytoplasm. The transcript is spliced from 6 exons. Gene Ontology annotation, biological process: regulation of RNA splicing. NCBI's taxonomy places the organism in Eukaryota, Metazoa, Chordata, Lepidosauria, Squamata, Gekkonidae. The record is from RefSeq and is a predicted model, not a curated record. Gene Ontology annotation, molecular function: protein binding. The coding region runs from base 279 to 16520 and encodes 5413 amino acids.
AGAGCCCAACCCAGCUCUGGGAGCUGCCCACUCUGAGCGCUCCUGCUGCAGGGAUAUCACAGGAGCCUGCUUGCCAGGGCUCAGCUACCGCCUCCAGGAAUCCCGGACCAGAGCGGGGUCUAGGCAGUCCCGGGACAUCGUCUGGCAUGGCAGUGCCGGGCAGCUGAAGGCCUCUGACCCACAGGCUGGCAAGUUGGAACCGACAGUACCAAAGGAUUGGCAAGUGACAAGAAGGGAAUUCCUGGGGCGGUUCCCGCCUGGACCAAAGUCCCAGAAAGAUGGAGAAGGAGGAAGAAGACACUCGGGAGAUUCUGCUCCCAGACUGGCAAGGAAGUGGCUCUCGUGGCCUCAAUAUUGAGCAGACGGAAGAGGGUGUGUUUGUGAAACAGGUGACGGAGGAUUCGCCGGCUGCUAAAGCAGGAGUCGUGAAGGAAGGAGAUCAGAUAGUGAGUGCCACAAUCUACUUUGACAACCUGCAGUCUGGGGAGGUCACACAGAUCCUGAAAAACGUGGGCCACCACACCGUGGGCCUUCGGCUGCAGAGGAAAGGAGACCGAUCGCCAUUGCCGGGACAGUCUUGGUCACAGGAUGUAUUUACCUCGAGGAGUCCAGAAGUUGUUCUGAGCGGGGAUGAUGAAGAGUACAAACGGAUCUACACGACAAAAAUUAAGCCACGUCUUAAAUCAGAAGAUGGUAUGGAAGUUGAGCACACAGGAACCCAAAGCAGAACCAUCACCGUUACCAAGAGAGUUACCGCAUAUACCGUUGACGUAACAGGACGCGAAGGUGCCAAAGACAUUGACAUCACCAGUCCAGAGUUCAAAAUCAAGAUUCCAAAACAUGAACUCACCCACAUUUCCAAAACAGAGAUUGAAACUGAGCCUGGGAAAACUGUAAUCAAAAUCCCACAUGGGGAUUUGUCAGCAAGAACAGAUUUCCAUGCCGGGGUGACAGGAAGACCUUCUGACAUUACAUAUACUGGACGAACACCUGAAUCACCCUCCAGGAAGUUGGACAUCGGAGUUCCUGAAAUUCGCACAGAUAAACCCACUGUGGGGACAACUGAUAUUCGCAUCUCUGGGCCUCAUGUCAUAGGAGUAGAUCUGAGAACAGACUUAAGACCAUCAGAAGGCCCAGAAGCUGGUUUUCAUAUCACAGCACCUGAAAUUAAUGGGAAAACUGUUGGCUCUGAUGUAGACUUGAAAGCUGGAGUUUCAGGAGGUAAACUGCCACAAUUUGGUAUCUCAGGCUCCCAAGUGCAAGCCGGUUUGUCAUCACCACACCUGAAGGGUCCCUCAGUUAAUGUUUCAGGGCCCCAAAUUCAAGGUGGAUUCAAAGGUCCCUCAGUUGAGAUCCCUGUGUCAAGCAUAGAAGGCAAAGACAAAAUAACGUUUCCUGCAAUGAAAAUGCCAAAAUUUGGUGUUUCAUCUCCAACUUCUGACUUGGAGGCUCCUCAACUUGACGUGACAGCUCCAUCAGUGACUCUCAAAGGCCCAGAAGGUUCUCUGAAGGGGCCCACAUAUAUGGUGGGGGGCACUGGAAUUAAACAGCCACAGAUGGAUGUGGGUCUAAAAGGACCUGAGUUGAAGGGUGGAGUCAAAGUUUCUUCUCCAACUUUGGCAGGCCCCAGGGUUGAUAUCAAAGGCCCCAAACUGGACAUAGAUGCUCCUGGCAUUGGCAUCAAGGGCCCUGGAGGAGAACUGAAAGGUCCUCAUAUCAAAAUGCCAGAAAUGCAUGUCAAGACACCUCAGAUAUCCAUCCCAGAUAUCGACCUGAACUUGAGGGGCUCCAAAAUUAAAGGGGACGUGUCCGUUCCAAAGGUGGAAGGAGAACUGAAAGGCCCAGGUGUUGAUAUCAAAGGCCCCCAAUUAGAUAUUGGUAGACCAGAUGUUGAACUUCAUGGGCCAGAACUAAAAAUGCCGAAAAUGAAACUGCCUAAAUUUGGUGUACCAAGCUUGAAAGGCGAAGCCCCUACUGUUGGUGUCACUCUUCCAGAGGGAAACAUCGGUGUUUCAGACCCUGGGAUAAAAAUGGAAGCUCCUAGUUUGGACAUCAAAGGUCCUGGAGGACAACUGAAAGGUCCUCAUGUCAAGAUGCCAGAAAUGCAUGUCAAAACCCCACAAAUAUCUGUGCCAGACAUCGAUCUGAACGUGAAAGGCCCCAAGAUCAAAGGUGACGUUGAUGUUUCCAUUCCCAAGGUGGAAGGUCAAUUAAAAGGCCCAGCAGUUGAUAUUAAAGGGCCCAAAGUGGAUGUCAGUGCACCAGAUGUUAAACUUCAUGGACCAGAACUCAAGAUGCCUAAACUAAAAAUGCCAAAAUUUGGCACACCAGGUUUCAAAGCCGAAGUUCCUGAUGUUGAUGUCAAUCUUCCAAAGGGUGGUGUGGAUGUCUCUGUGCCACAGAUAAAAGGUGACUUCAGGGGGCCCCAGGUUGAUAUCAAAGGCCCCAAAAUGGAUAUAGAUGCUCCUGGCUUUGGCAUCAAGGGCCCUGGAGGAGAACUGAAAGGUCCUCACAUCAAAAUGCCAGAAAUGCAUGUCAAGACGCCUCAGAUAUCCAUCCCAGAUAUCGACCUGAACUUGAGGGGCUCCAAAAUUAAAGGGGACGUGUCCGUUCCAAAGGUGGAAGGAGAACUGAAAGGCCCAGGUGUUGAUAUCAAAGGCCCCCAAUUAGAUAUUGGCAGACCAGAUGUUGAACUUCAUGGGCCAGAACUAAAAAUGCCGAAAAUGAAACUGCCUAAAUUUGGUGUACCAAGCUUGAAAGGUGAAGCCCCUACUGUCGGUGUCACUCUUCCAGAGGGAAACAUCGGUGUUUCAGACCCUGGGAUAAAAAUGGAAGCUCCUAGUUUGGACAUCAAAGGUCCUGGAGGACAACUGAAAGGUCCCCAUGUCAAGAUGCCAGAAAUGCAUGUCAAAACCCCACAAAUAUCUGUGCCAGACAUCGAUCUGAACUUGAAAGGCCCCAAGAUUCAAGGUGGCGUUUCUAUUCCCAAGGUGGAAGGACAAUUAAAAGGCCCAGUAGUCGAUAUCAAAGGGCCCAAAGUGGAUGUUGAUACACCAGAUGUUAAACUUCAUGGACCAGAAUUCAAAAUGCCUAAACUGAAAAUGCCAAAAUUUGGCAUGCCAGGCUUUAAAGCUGAAGUUCCUGAUGUUGAUGUCAAUCUUCCAAAGGGUGACUUUGAAAUUUCAGGCCCCAAGAUAGAUAUUGAUGCUCCUAGCUUGGACGUUGAAGGGCCUGAAGGAAAAAUUAAAGGUUCCAAAUUCAAGAUGCCAGAAAUGAACAUUAAAACUCCUAAGAUUUCCAUGCCGGACAUUGAUUUGAACUUGAAAGGGCCAAAAGUGAAAGGGGAUGUAGAUGUUUCUAUGCCAAAAGUAGAAGGUGAACUGAAAGGUCCUGGAAUGGAUAUAAAGGGCCCCAAAAUAGAUGUUGGCAUGCCAGAUAUAGAUCUUCAGGGUCCCGAAGGAAAGCUGAAAAUGCCAAAGCUGAAAAUGCCCAAAUUUGGCAUGCCAGGCUUCAAAGGAGAAGUUCCUGCUGUAGACGUCAGUCUUCCAAAGGGCAAUAUUGAUGUUUCUGGUCCCAAAGUAGACAUUGAAGGCCCUGACUUUGACAUCGAAGGCCCAGAAGGGAAAAUAAAAGGGCCAAAAUUCAAGAUGCCAGAAAUGCAUAUCAAAGCUCCUAAAAUCUCUAUGCCAGAUGUUGAUCUGAAUUUAAAAGGCCCCAAGCUCAAAGGAGAUGUAGAUGUUUCUGUUCCAAAGUUGGAAGGUGACAUCAAAGGCCCUGAAAUGGACAUCAAAGGACCCAAAAUAGAUAUCAGUGCCCCAGAUGUUGAUCUUCAUGGACCUGAAGGGAAACUGAAGAUGCCCAAAUUCAAAAUGCCAAAAUUUGGAAUGCCAGGCUUCAAAGCAGAAGGCCCAGAGGUUGAUGUAAAUCUUCCAAAGGCAAAUGUUGAUAUUUCUGCACCAAAAUUAGACAUUGAAGCUCCUGAAUUAGACAUUGAAGGACCUGAAGCUAAAGGCCUCAAGUUUAAGAUGCCUGAACUAAAUAUACAUGCACCCAAGCUAUCUAUGCCUGAUGUGGAUUUGAAUUUGAAAGCCCCUAAGUUGAAGGGAGAUAUGGAUGUUUCUGGGCCGAAGAUAGAAGGUGAACUGAAAGGACCUCAAUUUGAUAUCGAGGGUCCUAAAGUGGACGUUGAAGUACCUGAUGUGGACCUGGAGGGUCCUGAAGGGAAAAUCAGAGGUUCCAAAUUCAAGAUGCCAAAACUAAAUAUUAAGGCUCCUAAAAUCUCUAUGCCUGAUGUAGAUCUGAAUCUAAAGGCCCCCCAAAUGAAGGGUGAAAUGGAAGUGACUGUUCCAGAGAUUGAGGGUAAACUGAAGGGACCUGACAUUGAUGUAAAAGGCCCAAAGGUUGAUGUAAAUCUCCCAGGUGUUGAUCUUGAAGGUCCAGAGGCCAAGCUGAAGAUGCCAAAGAUGAAACUACCGAAAUUUGGCAUGCCAGGGUGGAAAGGGGAAGGCCCUGAUGUUGAUGUAAGCCUUCCCAAAGGAGGCCUGGAAGUUUCAGGACCAAAGGCGGCAAUUGACGUUCCUGAUGUUGAGAUUGAAGGCCCUGAAGGGAAAAUAAAAGGUCCUAAAUUUAAAAUGCCUGAAAUGCAUUUCAAAACACCCAAAAUUUCCAUGCCAGAUAUUGACUUAAAUUUGAAAGGACCCAAGCUGAAGGGGGACGUUGAUGUUUCUGUACCAAAACUGGAAGGAGAACUGAAGGGCCCCGCUCUUGAUAUCAAGGGACCCACCAUUGACAUAAGUGGUCCAGAUGCAGAUCUGCAAAGUGGGGGGAAAUUGAAAAUGCCAAAACUAAAGAUGCCACAUUUUAGCAUGUCAGGUCCCAAGCUUGAAGGCCCUGAUGUAGAUAUGAGUUUGCCCAAAGGGGAGGUUGACAUUACAGGUCCCCAAAUAGAUGUGCAAGCUCCUGAAUUAGACAUUGAAGGCCCUGAAGGAAAGCUGAAAGGUUCCAGGUUUAAGAUGCCCAAACUAAACAUCAAAGCACCUAAAGUCUCCAUGCCAGAUGUAGACUUGAACCUCAAGGCGCCAGGAAGAAGUGGAGGGAUGGAUGUGACUGUUCCAAAUAUUGAAGGCAAUUUAAAAGGACCCCAAAUUGACAUUAAAGGCCCCAAACUGGACAUUGAAGCACCUGAUGUCGAUUUACAGGGCCCUGAAGGAAAACUGAAAGGGCCAAAAUUUAAGAUGCCAGAAAUGCACAUCAAGGCUCCCAAGGUCUCCAUGCCAGACAUUGAUUUGAAUCUGAAGGGGCCCAAAUUUAAGGGUGAUGCAGACAUUUCAGCCCCCAGGUUGGAAGGUGAAUUCAAAGGUCCUGAAAUUGACAUCAAAGCCCCCAAAUUGGACAUUGACACACCAGAUGUUGAGCUACAUGGGCCUGAAGGGAAACUGAAGAUGCCAAAAUUAAAAAUGCCCAAAUUUGGAAUUCCUGGCUUCACAGGGGAAGCACCAGAUGUGGAUGUAAACCUUCCCAAAGCAGAUGUUGAUAUUUCUGGUCCCAAAGUUGACAUCGAAGGACCACAAUUGGAUAUUGAAGCCCCAGAAGGAAAGCUGAAAGGUCCCAGAUUUAAGAUGCCUGAGAUGCAUUUUAAAACCCCCAAACUCUCCAUGCCAGAUGUUGAUCUGAAUUUGAAAGGCCCUAAAUUUAAGGGAGACUAUGAUGUUUCAAGUCCGAAGUUUGAAGGUGAAUUGAAGGGCCCAGGUAUUGACAUGACAGGACCUAAACUGAAUGUUGGGGUCCCUGAAGUAGACAUUGAAGGUCCUGAAGGGAAAUGGAAAGGUCCAAAAUUUAAAAUGCCUGAAAUGAACAUUAAAGCACCUAAAAUCUCCAUGCCUGAUGUGGAUUUCAAUCUGAAAGGCCCCAAACUGAAAGGUGAUCUAGAUGUUUCAGCACCCAAACUGGAGGGUGAUCUGAAGGGACCAGAAAUUGACAUCAAGGGUCCUAAGUUGGAUAUUGAUGCCCCAGAUGUGGCGCUCCAUGGGCCUGAAGGAAAACUGAAGAUGCCUAAAUUCAAAAUGCCCAAAUUUGGAAUGCCAAGUUUCAAAGCUGAAGGCCCAGAUGUGGAUGUAAGCCUUCCCAAAGCAGACCUGGAUGUUUCUGUUCCCAAAGUUGACAUUGAUGCACCAAGUUUGGACAUUGAAGGCCCAGAAGGAAAAGUUAAAGGACCAAAGUUUAAGAUGCCUGACAUGCAUUUUAAAACCCCCAAAAUCUCCAUGCCAGACAUUGACUUGAAUCUCAAAGGCCCUAAAGUGAAAGGAGAUGUUGAUGUGUCUGUGCCAACAUUGGAAGGUGACCUGAAAGGCCCAGAUGUUGAUAUCAAGGGGCCUAAACUGGACAUUGAUGCACCUGAUGUUGAGAUUGGAGGCCCUGAAGGAAAGUGGAAAAGUCCUAAAUUCAAGAUGCCAGAAAUGCACAUCAAAGCACCCAAAAUCUCCAUGCCAGAUUUUGAUUUGAACUUGAAAGGCCCUAAAGUGAAGGGAGAUGUGGAUGUGUCUGUACCAAAGCUAGAAGGUGAUUUGAAAGGCCCUGACGUUGAUAUCAAAGGGCCAAAAUUGGACAUUGAUGCUCCUGACAUUAACAUUGACGGUCCAGAGGGAAAAUGGAAAGGUCCUAAAUUUAAAAUGCCAGAAAUGCAUAUCAAGGCACCUAAAAUCUCCAUGCCAGAUAUUGAUUUGAGUCUAAGAGGCCCUAAAGUUCAAGGUGACAUGGAUGUGUCCGCACCAAAGCUGGAAGGUGAGCUGAAGGCCCCAGAAGUGGACAUUAAAGGACCCAAGGUGGAUGUUGAUCUUCCUGAUGUUGAUCUAGAAGGACCAGAAGGGAAACUGAAAGGUCCCAGAUUUAAGAUGCCUGAUAUGCAUUUUAAGACUCCCAAAAUCUCCAUGCCAGAUUUUGAUCUGGGCUUCAAGGGUCCUAAAGUGAAGGGAGAUGUGGAUGUUUCUGUACCUAAGUUAGAAGGGGAUCUGAAAGGACCAGAAGUUGAUAUCAAGGGUCCUAAACUUGAUGUUGAUAUUCCUGAUGUUGAUAUUGAAGGACCAGAUGGAAAACUGAAAGGUCCCAAAUUUAAGAUGCCUGAAAUGCAUUUUAAUGUUCCUAAAAUCUCCAUGCCAGACAUUGAUUUGAAUUGGAGAGGUCCUAAGGUUAAAGGAGAUGUUGAUGUUUCUGUACCUAAGUUUGAGGGUGACUUGAAAGGCCCUGAUGUUGAUAUCAAGGGUCCUCAACUAGAUGUUGAUGUUCCUGAUGCUGAAAUUGAAGGCCCUGAAGGGAAGUGGAAAAGCCCCAAAUUUAAGAUGCCUGAAAUGCACAUUAAAACACCUAAAAUUUCUAUGCCAGAUUUUGACUUGAACCUGAAAGGUCCCAAACUGAAAGGAGAUGCAGAUGUUUCUUUGCCAAAGUUAGAGGGUGAACUGAAAGGACCAGAUGUUGAUAUUACAGGGCCAAAGUUAGACAUUGAUGCUCCUGAUGUCAGUUUAGAAGGUCCAGAGGGAAAGGUUAAAGGCCCAAAAUUUAAGAUGCCAGAGAUGCACAUCAAAGCCCCCAAAAUUUCAAUGCCAGAUAUCAAAGCUCCCAAACUCUCAAUGCCAGAUGUUGAUUUUAAUUUGAAAGGUCCUAAACUGAAGGGAGAUGUUGAUGUUUCAGUUCCAAAACUAGAAGGUGAUCUGAAAGGCCCAGAAGUAGACAUCAAGGGCCCCAAACUGGACAUUGAUGCUCCUGAUGUUGAGAUUGAAGGGCCUGAAGGAAAGUGGAAAGGUCCUAAGUUUAAGAUGCCUGAAAUGCACAUCAAAGCACCCAAAAUCUCCAUGCCAGAUUUUGAUCUGAAUUUGAAAGGUCCCAAAUUGAAGGGUGACGUGGAUGUUCCAAAGCUAGAAGGUGACCUGAAAGGCCCAGAAGUUGAUAUUAAAGGUCCUAAAUUGGACAUAGAUGUUCCUAGCAUUGAUAUUGAGGGUCCAGAAGGAAAAGUGAAAGGUCCAAAAUUCAAGAUGCCUGAAAUGAAUAUUAAAGCACCCAAGAUCUCUAUGCCAGAUUUCGAUCUGAAUUUGAAAGGACCCAAGCUGAAAGGAGAUGUGGACGUUUCACUGCCAAAAGCAGAAGGGCCUGACAUUGACAUCAAAGGUCCAAAGUUAGACAUUGAUGCCCCAGAUUUAGAACUUCAUGGUCCAGAGGGCAAGCUCAAAAUGCCCAAAUUUAAAAUGCCAAAAUUUGGAAUGCCCAGUUUCAAAGCAGAAGGUCCUGAAGUGGAUGUCAAUCUCCCAAAAGGAGACAUUGACAUAUCUGCUCCAAAGGUCGACAUAGAAGGCCCUGAACUGGACAUCGAAGGUCCAGAAGGCAAAGUUAAAGGCCCCCGAUUUAAGAUGCCAGAAAUGCACUUCAAAACUCCUAAAAUCUCCAUGCCAGAUUUUGAUCUCAAUUUAAAAGGUCCAAAGCUCAAGGGAGAUGUGGAUGUUUCUGUUCCCAAGCUAGAAGGAGACUUGAAAGGCCCUGACAUUGACAUCAAAGGACCUAAGUUGGAUAUUGAUGCACCAGAUGUUGAUCUUCAGGGCCCUGAGGGCAGACUGAAAAUGCCCAAAUUCAAAAUGCCUAAAUUUGGAAUGCCUGGUUUCAAAGGGGAAGGUCCUGAAGUAGAUGUCAAUCUCCCAAAGGCAGACAUUGAUAUAGCUGCUCCAAAGGUCAACAUAGAAGGCCCUGAAUUGGACAUCCAAGGUCCAGAAGGCAAAAUAAAAGGCCCCAAAUUUAAGAUGCCAGAAAUGCACAUCAAGGCACCAAAAAUCUCUAUGCCAGAUAUUGACUUAAAUUUGAAGGGGCCAAAACUGAAAGGAGAUGUGGACGUUUCACUGCCAAACAUUGAAGGUGAACUGAAAGGUCCUGACAUCGACAUCAAAGGGCCCAAGCUGGAUAUUGAUGCACCAGAUGUUGAUCUUCAGGGCCCUGAGGGCCGACUAAAAAUGCCAAAAUUCAAAAUGCCUAAAUUUGGAAUGCCAGGCUUCAAAGGGGAAGGCCCUGAAAUUGAUGUCAGUCUCCCCAAAGGAAACAUUGACAUAUCUGCUCCAAAGGUGGAUAUCGAGGGCCCUGAUUUGGAUAUCGAAGGUCCAGAAGGCAAAAUCAAAGGCCCCAAAUUUAAGAUGCCAGAUAUGCACAUCAAGGCCCCCAAAAUCUCUAUGCCAGAUGUUGAUUUAAAUUUGAAGGGGCCAAAAUUGAAAGGAGAUGUCGAUGUUUCACUACCGAAAGUUGAAGGUGAGCUGAAGGGUCCUGACAUUGACAUUAAAGGACCCAAGUUGGACAUUGAAGCACCAGAUGUUGACCUACAUGGCCCAGAAGGCAAAUUGAAGAUGCCAAAAUUUAAAAUGCCUAAAUUCAGCAUGCCAGGCUUCAAAGGGGAAGGGCCUUCAGUGGAUGUGAGUCUUCCAAAGGGGGAAUUAGAUGUAUCUGGCCCCAAACUAGACAUUGAAACACCUGACUUAGAAAUUGAAGGUCCUGAAGGGAAGAUCAAAGGUCCCAAGUUUAAGAAGCCUGAAAUGCACUUUAAUGUUCCAAAAAUCUCAAUGCCAGAUAUCGACUUGAAUUUGAAAGGUCCAAAAUUGAAGGGAGAUCUAGAAGGUGAUAUUAAAGGUCCUAACAUUGAAGUGAAAGGACCUGACAUUGACCUGGAGGCUCCAAAAGUUGAAAUUGAAGGAAAGCCAAAGAAAUCAAGAUUCAAACUUCCCAAGUUUAGCUUUUCAAGCUCUAAAGGUCAGACCCCAGAGGUUGAUGUAAAGCUUAAAAAACCAGACGUUGAUAUAUCAGGUCCAAAAGUUGAUGUUCAAGUUCCAGAUGUUGAUGUCCACGGGAAAGUAAAAGGUACUAAAUUUAAAAUGCCUUCCCUGAACAUUACUUCACCUAAAGUUUCAAUGCCUGAUGUGGAAUUAAAUUUAAAAGGGCCAAAAUUAAAAGGUGACUUGGAUGUUUCUGUUCCAAGCUUGGAAGGAGAUUUGAAAGCUCCUGACCUUGACAUCAAAGGCCCUAAGUUGGAAGUUGAUGCACCAGAUGUUGAUCUCCAUGGACCAGAGGGCAAACUCAAAAUGCCCAAAUUUAGAAUGCCCAAAUUUGGUAUGUCUGGUUUCAAGGCAGAAGGUCCUGAGGUGGACAUAAAUGUUCCCAAAGCUGACAUUGAUGUUUCUGGUCCCAAAAUGGACAUUGAAGCUCCUGACUUGGAUAUAGAAGGCCCCGAGGGAAAGAUCAAAGGUCCUAAAUUUAAAAUGCCUGAAAUGCAUUUCAAUGUCCCCAAGAUUUCAAUGCCAGACAUAGAUUUGAAUUUGAAGGGACCUAAGCUGAAAGGAGAUAUAGAUGUUUCAGCACCAAAGUUGGAAGGAGACUUCAAAGGCCCUGAUGUUGACAUAAAGGGCCCCAAACUAGAUGUUGACCUUCCUGAUGUUGACAUUGAAGGUCCAGAAGGAAAACUGAAAGGUCCCAAGUUUAAGAUGCCCGACAUGCAUUUUAAAACACCUAAAAUCUCCAUGCCAGAUUUCGAUUUGAACCUAAAAGGCCCCAAAAUAAAGGGAGAUGCUGAUGUUUCAGUUCCAAAACUGGAGGGUGACUUCAAAGGGCCUGAAGUAGACAUCAAGGGCCCCAAAGUAGACAUUGAUGUUCCUGAUGUUGAUAUUGAAGGACCAGAAGCAAAAGUGAAAGGACCGAAGUUUAAGAUGCCCGAUAUGCAUUUUAAAACCCCCAAAAUCUCCAUGCCAGAUUUUGACUUGAAUCUGAAAGGCCCCAAAGUGAAAGGAGAUGUGGAUGUGACUGUGCCAAAGUUGGAAGGCGAUUUGAAAGGCCCAGAUUUUGAUAUCAAGGGACCGAAGCUGGAUGUAGAGAUGCCGGAUGUUGACAUAGAAGGUCCAGAAGGAAAGUGGAAAGGUCCUAAAUUUAAAAUGCCAGAAAUGAACAUUAAAGCACCUAAAAUCUCCAUGCCUGAUGUGGAUUUCAAUCUGAAAGCCCCCAAACUGAAAGGCGAUCUAGAUGUUUCAGCACCCAAACUGGAGGGCGAUCUGAAGGGACCAGAAAUUGACAUCAAGGGUCCUAAGUUGGAUAUUGAUGCUCCAGAUGUGGAGCUCCAUGGGCCUGAAGGGAAGCUAAAGAUGCCUAAAUUCAAAAUGCCCAAAUUUGGAAUGCCAAGUUUCAAAGCUGAAGGCCCAGAUGUGGAUGUAAGCCUUCCCAAAGCAGACCUAGAUGUUUCUGUUCCCAAAGUCGACAUUGAUGCACCAAGUUUGGACAUUGAAGGCCCAGAAGGAAAAGUGAAAGGUCCCAGAUUUAAGAUGCCUGACAUGCAUUUUAAAAGCCCCAAAAUCUCCAUGCCAGAUUUUGACUUGAACCUCAAAGGCCCUAAAAUGAAAGGAGAUGUAGAUGUGUCUGUGCCAACAUUGGGAGGUGAUCUGAAAGGCCCAGAUGUUGAUAUCAAGGGGCCUAAACUGGACAUUGAUGCACCUGAUGUUGAGAUUGAAGGCCCUGAAGGAAAAUGGAAAGGUCCUAAAUUUAAGAUGCCAGAAAUGAACAUUAAAGCACCUAAAAUCUCCAUGCCAGAUGUGGAUUUCAACCUGAAAGGCCCCAAACUGAAAGGCGAUCUGGAUGUUUCAGCACCCAAACUGGAAGGCGAUUUGAAAGGACCAGAAAUUGACAUCAAGGGUCCUAAGUUGGAUAUUGAUGCCCCAGAUGUGGAGCUCCAUGGGCCUGAAGGGAAGCUGAAGAUGCCUAAAUUCAAAAUGCCCAAAUUUGGAAUGCCAAGUUUCAAAGCUGAAGGCCCAGAUGUGGAUGUAAGCCUUCCCAAAGCAGACCUAGAUGUUUCUGUUCCAAAACUCGAUAUUGAAGCACCAUGUUUGGACGUUGAAGGCCCAGAAGGAAAAGUGAAAGGGCCAAAGUUUAAGAUGCCCGAUAUGCAUUUUAAAACACCCAAAAUCUCCAUGCCAGAUUUUGACUUGAACCUCAAAGGCCCUAAAGUGAAAGGAGAUGUUGAUGUGUCUGUGCCAACAUUUGAGGGUGACCUGAAAGGCCCAGGUGUUGAUAUCAAGGGCCCUAAACUGGACAUUGAUGCUCCUGAUGUUGAGAUUGAAGGCCCUGAAGGAAAGUGGAAAGGUCCUAAAUUUAAGAUGCCUGAAAUGAACAUUAAAGCACCUAAAAUCUCCAUGCCUGAUGUGGAUUUCAACCUGAAAGGCCCCAAACUGAAAGGCGAUCUGGAUGUUUCAGCACCCAAACUGGAAGGCGAUUUGAAGGGGCCAGAAAUUGACAUCAAGGGUCCUAAGUUGGAUAUUGAUGCCCCAGAUGUGGAGCUCCAUGGGCCUGAAGGAAAACUGAAGAUGCCCAAAUUCAAAAUGCCCAAAUUUGGAAUGCCAAGUUUCAGAGCUGAAGGCCCAGAUGUGGAUGUAAGCCUUCCCAAAGCAGACCUGGAUGUUUCUGUUCCCAAAGUCGACAUUGAUGCACCAAGUUUGGACAUUGAAGGCCCAGAAGGAAAAGUGAAAGGGCCAAAGUUUAAGAUGCCUGACAUGCAUUUUAAAACCCCCAAAAUCUCCAUGCCAGACAUUGACUUGAAUCUCAAAGGCCCUAAAGUGAAAGGAGAUAUUGACGUGUCUGCGCCAACCUUUGAAGGUGACCUGAAAGGCCCAGAUGUUGAUUUCAAGGGCCCUAAACUGGACAUUGAUGCUCCUGAUGUUGAGAUCGAAGGCCCUGAAGGAAAGUGGAAAGGUCCUAAAUUUAAGAUGCCAGACAUGCACUUUAAGGCACCGAAAAUCUCUAUGCCAGAUAUGAACCUGAAAGGCCCUAAAAUAAAAGGCGACGUGGACGUUUCUGUCCCAAAGAUAGAAGGUGAUUUAAAGGGCCCUGAAAUUGACUUCAAAGGGCCUCAGUUUGGUGCUCCUGACAUUGAUAUUGAGGGACCAGAAGGAAAACUGAAAGGCCCUAAAUUUAAAAUGCCUGAAAUGAACAUCAAAGCUCCCAAAAUCUCCAUGCCGGAUGUAGACUUCAACCUAAAAGGCCCCAAACUGAAAGGGGAUAUGGACUUGGAUGUUUCACUCCCGAAAAUGGAAGGCGAUUUAAAGGGACCGAGUGUUGAUAUAAAGGGGCCCAAACUGGAUGUUGAUGUACCUGAUGUUGAGUUGGAAUGUCCUGACGGAAAACUGAAAGGUCCGAAAUUUAAGAUGCCUGAAAUGCAUUUUAAAACCCCCAAAAUCUCUAUGCCGGAUUUUGAUUUGAAUUUGAAAGGCCCCAAAGGGAAAGGAGAUGUGGAUGUGUCUCUGCCAAAAGUUGAAGGUGGUUUGGAAGGACCAGAUGUUAAUAUUAAAGGUCCCAAACUAGACAUCGAUGCUCCUGAUUUGGACGUCAAGGGUCCAGAAGGAAAACUGAAAGGCCCCAAGUUUAAGAUGCCUGAAAUGCACAUUAAGGCUCCCCACAUCUCCAUGCCUGAUGUAGAUCUAAGCCUGAAAGGACCUCAGAUGAAAGGAGACCUGAGUGCUUCUGGGCCAAAGUUGGAGGGAGACUUGAAAGGUCCAGACAUUGACAUCAAAGGCCCUAAGCUGGACAUUGAUAUGCCUGAUGUUGAUCUCCAUGGCCCAGAUGGAAAGGUGAAGUUCCCCAAGAUGAAGCUCCCCAAAUUUGGCAUGCCUGGGUUCAAAGGUGAAGGACCUGAUGUGGAUGUGAAUCUGCCUAAAGGAGAAUUUGAAGUAUCAGGUCCCAAAGUCAACCUUGAAGGUCCCAGCUUGGACAUCGAAGGACCAGAAGGACAGCUGAAAGGCCCCAAGCUCAAGAUGCCUGAAAUGCAUUUCAAGACACCAAAAAUCUCCAUGCCAGAGAUUGACUUAAACUUGAAAGGACCCAAGGUGAAAGGAGAUGUGGAUGUUCCCAAGAUUGAGGGCAGUUUAAAAGGUCCAGGGGUUGAUAUUAAAGGCCCGGGAAUUGAGGCAAAAGGUCCUGAGAUUGACCUGGAGUGUCCAGAUGUAAAUGUUGAAGGGCCAGAAGGAAAUGUUAAACUCCCCAAAUUUAAGAUGCCAAAAUUUGGGUUUGGAGCAAAAGGCCCCAAAGCAGAAGUAAAAUCUCCCACCAUGGACGUCUCUCUUCCAGAAAGUGAACUGAAUGUUGAGUCACCUGACAUCAACAUAUCUGGCAAAGGAAAGAAGAGCAAGUUCAAAAUGCCCAAAAUACAUAUGAGUGGGCCUAAGAUUAAAGGCAAGAAGGCUGGCCUUGAUGUGAGUGGGGAGAUGAGUGCAGGUGUGAAGUCACCCGAUUUAGAAGGAAGUCUCUCUGUCCCAGAUGCAUCACUGAAAGGGGACAUCAACAUCAAGUCACCCAAGGAAAAGAAACCUAUGUUUGGGAAACUCUCUUUCCCUGAUGUUGAAUUUAAUAUAAAAUCACCUAUGUUUAAGGCUGAUGCUUCUUUGCCAAAGGUGGAAGGAGAAAUCAGGGCACCAGGAAUAGAUGUUUCAUCACCAUCUGUAACAUCACCAAGCUUCGACGUGACUGUUCCAAGCGCAAGUCUCCCUGAUGUUAAUGUUGGCGGUCCUGACAUCAGUCUUAAGAAACCAAAGUUUAAACUCUCAGGUGGGAAUGUGGAUCUGGCUGGCCCAAAACUGGAAGGAGACAUCAGAGUGCCAAGUAUUGAUGCAAAUGUUAGUGCUCCUGACAUCAGCCUAAAAGGUCCUUCAGUGAACCUACCGUCUGUGGACAUUUCUGCUCCUGCACUCUCAGCUCCAGAUCUCGACAUUAAUGUGAAAGGACCAAAGCUAAAAGGUGACGUUGAACUCCCCAAAGGAGAAUUGCAAGGCCCAGAAGCGAAACUGAAGUUCCCCAAGUUUGGCUUUCCAAAGAUCGGGAAACCAGAAGUAACAUUAGGAGGGCCAGAGGUGGAUCUUCAAGGAGAGCUGCCCUCAGCAAGCAUUGAUGUUUCAGCCCCAAGUAUCAAAGGAGAUGUGAAUGUCCCUGAAGUGGAUGUAAACUUGAAAGGACCAAAAUUAGGAGGAGGCCUGGGCCUUUCUGGUGAUAUCAAAGGCCCUACAAUUGGAAUUGGGAUGCCAGAUGCUGAUGUUGGUUUUGAAGGGAAGCUUAAAAUGCCGAAGUCCCAAGGUCUAGAUGUCAGCUUGAAUGCUCCAGACCUAGAUGUGAAAGGACCGUCAGUGAAAAUGACCUCUGGAGGAGGCAUUUCUGCACCUGAUUUUGAUGUGAAUUUGAAAGGACCAAAGAUCAAAGGAGAUUUUGGCAUUUCUGGUGACAUUAAGUCUCCUAAGGUGGCUGUUGAGGCACCCGGUGUUAACUUGGAAGGUUCUGGAGGCGGAAUUAAACUUCCUUCUCUCAAGCUUCCCCAGUUUGGCAUCUCCAGCUCUCAUGGCAAAGGUUCUGACCUGGAUGUGAAGAUUGCAGGACCACAAAUCAAAGGACCUGAUUUCAAAGGGCCUUCCAUUUCUGCUCCAGCAGUUUCCACCCAAAACAUGGACUUGAACCUGAAAGGACCAAGCUUCAAAACCGAUGUUGAUAUUGCUGGUGACAUGAAAGGUCCAAAAAUUGAAGUACCAGGUGUAAAAAUUUCUGGCAUGGACUUAAAUGCUGGUGCUCCUGAUGUCAGUUUGAGAGGACCUUCGCUCAAUGUGUCAGCUCCCAAAGUUUCUGGACCAGAUUUUGACAUAAAUUUGAAAGGGCCUAAAGUCAAAAGUCCAGAGCUAAGUGUUGGCAUGCAAGGGGCAGGAGACUUUCAGUUUUCUGGACCAAAAGUAGGUGGUGAUCUGAAAGGUCCCCAGUUAGAAAUCAAGAGUCCUUCCAUUGGGGUGAAUGUUCCACAAGGCCAUUUGGAAAGCCCAUCUGGAAAAGUGUCGUUCCCUAAGAUGAAAAUACCAAAAUUUGUGGUAACGGGGCAGGAACUAACAGGAAGGGAGGUUGGGGUUGAUGUUGAUUUCCCUCAGGCUCCAGAAGCUAGUGUCCAUGCUGGGGCAGUGAACGUUGAACUAGAAGAGCCUGACAUUAAGCUUAAGAAAUCUAAAAUUAAAAUGCCAAAGUUUGCUUUCUCUAAACCUAAGGUCAAAGGCAGUGUUGGGUCCCCAGAGGUCUCAGUGUCUGUUUCAGGGGGUGAAGGAGAGUUAAAGGCUAGUUCGGGUUCCUUGGAGGGUGACUUGGAAGUAGGUGAAGCAACUGCCUCUCCAAAAGGGAAGUUCUCCUUUUUUAAGACCAAAAAGUCACGUCACCGGUCAUCGUCCUUCAGUGAUGAGCAUUCCUCACAUUCAACGCCAACUGGCACACUGGAGCAUGAGGGCAAGCAUGCCAAGCUGAAAUUUGGUACCUUUGGGGGAAUAGGGUCAAAAUCUAAAGGUUCUUAUGAGGUAACGGGAAGUGAUGAUGAGGGGAAGAUGCAGGGUAGUGGGGCCUCAUUAGCAUCAAAGAAGUCUCGGCUGUCUUCCUCGUCAAGCAACGACAGUGGGACAAAAGCUGGUUUUCGAAUGCCAUCAGUAGAGUUAACUGUGGCAAAGAAGAAAGAAUAAAAUGGGGAGAAAUCUCAUGUACAUAUUGUCUAUGUAUAUAUAUCUCUUUACUUUCUGUGUGUGUAUAUAAAUUGUACUAGCUCGAAAUACUCAGCAAUAAAAUAGAUGAUGCCCAGUGAAAUGGUAGGCCUUAACUGAAAAAAAACUACUGUUUUACUGUGAUCAGGAAGGUGUCCACCAAUAUGUUUCCAUCUUCCAUAGAUAUCGAGAGAUAUCAAACAGAAACUGGUACAGCUGCUCUCUUGGUUAAGUCCUUAGUGGUGUUGUGGCAGUUGAAAGCCAAAUCGAUUUCUGAGAAUGCACUACCCCACUUUCCCACAACGCACUGCGGCCACAAGUGCUGAAAAUGGUGCCAAAUCAGUCAGCAGAGAAACAAGCACUGCUUGGCGAAUCAGCUGUAUCCAUUUAAUUAAUCGGUAUAAUUUGUGCCAAUGCUAAUUCUGAAUGACUUACCCAUUAAAGAGGAAGGGCCAGGAUCUGUUAUGAUGUGUAAAGCUGUGCCAUGAAGAUGGAUGUACAGUUCCUCAGAUGUAUUUUGGAAGUUUUUGUGUUCAGGAUUAGGGUUUUGCGCUUUGAAUGCUGAGAGCUUCACGUUUACUUUAGCAAGCUUUAAAACAAAUAUAUUUUGAUAUUCAAAUUUUGGUGAAUAUCUUCAGUGUUGGUCUUCUAUGGAAUUAGUUCCAUUUAAUGACCUUUUUUGGCUUUUAUUUGCAGGGGGCUAAAAUUUCUAUCAUUCAAAUGGAUGUAUUGAAAGAAAAACACUGUAAAAGUAUAUAGAAGCAACUGAGAGGUGUCAAUUUUCAAUCUCACAAGAUUUGGAAUUGUCUCAAAAGGGUUUUUUUAGCUGGGAAAAGACAGAAAAAUGCAUAUAUGUAAGACACUCAUGGUUUAAUUUAAUUUAAGUUUUGUUUGGCUAAAGAAUAUUUUGCUACAAUAAAAUAAUUGAAAACUAACAUUUGUACAUUAUGACAUCAUCUUAGUUGUCUCCAUAUAUUUGACAUUCAUUGUAUUAUAAGACAGGACUUUCUUUUAGUUGUGGUGCAAAGAUUCCAUCUGCUACUCUAGUCCCUUCCACCCGUACCGGUAUUUUAUUAUCUUUUCAUUAACAAAUGUAUCCUGAUUUAAAACACAAACCAAACAAAAUAAGGAAAGGAAAACUCUUUCUCAGCACUUUAAGGCAAAUUAAUUGAGAAUGUAAGGAAACUAGUCUUGUAAAAUGCAAAUAAACUGUUCAUUAACCUUUGA